Messenger RNA from Microplitis demolitor, 2751 nucleotides. RefSeq lists its product as uncharacterized. Gene Ontology annotation, molecular function: olfactory receptor activity; odorant binding. Lineage: Eukaryota; Metazoa; Arthropoda; Insecta; Hymenoptera; Braconidae. The transcript has 14 exons. The record is from RefSeq and is a predicted model, not a curated record. Gene Ontology annotation, biological process: detection of chemical stimulus involved in sensory perception of smell; sensory perception of smell. The coding region runs from base 1 to 2751 and encodes 916 amino acids. Gene Ontology annotation, cellular component: plasma membrane.
AUGUCUAAGAGUAAUAAAGACGAUUAUAUAGCUUUUCAUAAACUUACUAAAGGUUUAUUGACUAUCGGCGGUCUAUGGCGUUAUGAAGAUUCGGGUUUCUUUUAUCGUCUUUUGCCUUACAAGCAAUUGGCAAUAAGUAUCGGUUUGUCACUGGCAGUAUUGAAUUAUGUUUUUGAAAAUUUCUCAAAUCUUUCUCUUGUCGCUAGAGGUUUGAGUAUUACGACAAGUUUUUUGUCAGCUGCUUUCAAGGUGAUUUGUUUUAUGAUAAGGCGAGAAGAUCUAACGAAUCUCCACAAAACUCUUGAUCCAUAUUUCAACGAAAUGUUGAAGGAUUCAAAAUUAUCAAAAUUUAUUUUAAGAAAAGUAAAUAUGUUCCGAUAUAUUUCGUUAGUUUAUGCAGUAUUACUUUCGUUAUGUUCAGUAUUUUAUAUUGUUGCUCCACUAAUCGCAAUAUUCUAUUGCCGCCAUCACAAAAUUAAUUUAACCAAAUAUCCUCUCAUUUAUCCUACAACUUAUCCAUGGAAAAUAACUUCAACAGGGGUCGUUUAUCAAAUUCAUUACAUUUUUGAAAUACUCGCGUCUUUGACUUUAUUUUUUGUCACAACAAGUGUCGAUUCAUUAUUUACGUUUUAUAUUUUUCAAAUGAUCGGACAGUUACGUGAAAUUUCUUAUUGCAUUACGAAUAUUAAUGACGGAGAUGAUGAAAAAAAGGCAGUAUGUAAAUGUCUUACUCAAUUUGAAAAAAUACUAAAAUGUCGUGAAAUACUUGAAAAAAUUUAUGGGCCAAUUAUUCUUUGGAUUAUGACGACUAAUGCUAUUGUACUUUGUACACUAUUAUUUCAAAUAUCACAGAUGAAAAGUAUAACUGUUAUACAAGGGAUAUUAUUCACUACAUACUUUGUACUGAAGAUGAUACAGACAUUCAUGUAUGCAUGGAGUGGAUCAUGUUUAAUUGAAGAGAGUGAAGAUUGUAGAGACUCGGUUUAUGCUGCCAAUUGGUACGGAAAUAAACGUUUUAUGAGUUCUAUUGUAAUAAUGCUAUCGCAACGACCGUUAAUUUUGACCGCAUGCAAUUUUUCGGUCGUUUCUGUUAAAAUUUUUGUUAUGAUCCUCAAUACCACAAUAUCGUACUUCUUUCUAUUACAAACUCUUGACGAUCAUGAAUCAUUAUUUUUUGUAACAACAAGCAUAGAUUCUCUGUUCACUCUUUAUAUAUUUCAAAUGAUCGGACAAUUACGUGAAAUUUCUUAUUGCAUCACUCAUAUUGACGAAGACGAAAAUGAAAAUAAAGACAGUGUAGUUCGUAAAUGCGUCACUCAGUAUGAAAAAUUAAUGAGAUGCCGUGAAAUACUCGAGACAAUUUAUGGACCAGUGAUUCUUUGGAUUAUGGGAACCAAUGCUAUUGUGCUUUGUACUCUAUUAUUUCAGAUAUCACAGACAUUCAUGUACGCUUGGAGUGGAUCGAGUUUAACUGAAGAGAGUGAAAAUUAUAAACAUGCUGUUUAUGCUGCCGAUUGUAGCAUGGGACAUUGCGUAGUAGAAAAUUACCCAGAUGCAAUUUGCUCAUUAUCAUACAAUUUACCUGCUUAUGAAUAUACGAGGGAUUUGUACACUGUAAAUAUGUCGGAAAACAAAGUCUCUGAUUAUAUUAUGUACCGUGAAGUUACUAAAAAAUUAAUGACCAUUAUCGGACUAUGGCCUUACGAAAAUUCAAGUUUUUUUUAUCGACUUGUUCCAUACAUUCAAAUGGGUUUAAAUUUAGGAAUGGCAUUAGCAAUAUUUGGUUUUGUUCUUGAACAUUUUCCAAAUAUUGCUCUAGUUACUCGCGGUUUAAGUAUUAUGACAAGUUUUAUUACUGUUAUUUUGAAGGUUGCAUGCUUAGUUAUAAAUCAAAAAGAUUUAACGGAACUGCACACGAACCUCGACCCAUACUUCAAUAGAUUAUUAAAUAACUCAAAACUAACUAAACUUAUUUUGAAAAAAGUUAAAAUAUAUAAAUUUUUAUCAUGGGCAUUAACAUUUUGUGUUUUUACUUUUUUCGUAAUUAAUUGUUAUUUUAAUAAAACGAAAAUAACGAAAUAUCCAUUGGUAUACCCGAGUACGUAUCCAUGGAAAAUAAUAUCUAAUGGAUUUGUGUACAAACUUCACUUUAUUUUUGAAACACUUGCAACGUCAGCAUUAUUCUUUGUUACAACGAGUGUAGAUUCUUUAUUUACACUGUAUGUUUUUCAAAUGGCUGGACAACUACGAGAAAUGUCUUACUGUAUUACCCAUAUUGAAAACGAAAGUGACGGGCAUGCUGUGAUAAGCAAAUGUGUUAAUCAGUAUGAAAAAUUAAUGAGAUGUCGUGAAAUACUUGAGACAAUUUACGGACCAGUGAUUCUCUGGAUUAUGGGAACUAAUGCUAUUGUACUUUGUACACUAUUGUUUCAAAUAUCACAGAUGAAAAGUAUAUCUAUUAUACGAGGGUUAUUAAUUGGUGCAUAUGUUGGACUAAAGAUGGUGCAAACAUUUAUGUAUGCAUGGAGUGGAUCAUGCUUAACAGAGGAGAGUGAAGAUUAUAGAGAUGCAGUUUAUGCUGCCAAUUGGUAUGGAGAUAAACAUUUCAUGGACUCUGUAAUUAUUACACUUUCCCAAAAACCAUUAACCCUGACCGCUUGUAAUUUCGCCUUUGUCACUGUUGAUAUUUUUGUCAAGGUUCUCAAUACGACGAUAUCAUAUUUUUUUCUAUUACAAACCCUUGACGAAUAA